Messenger RNA from Talpa occidentalis (Iberian mole), 900 nucleotides. RefSeq names its product taste receptor type 2 member 134-like. The coding region runs from base 1 to 900 and encodes 299 amino acids. NCBI's taxonomy places the organism in Eukaryota, Metazoa, Chordata, Mammalia, Eulipotyphla, Talpidae. Gene Ontology annotation, molecular function: bitter taste receptor activity; G protein-coupled receptor activity. Gene Ontology annotation, biological process: G protein-coupled receptor signaling pathway; detection of chemical stimulus involved in sensory perception of bitter taste; sensory perception of taste. The transcript has a single exon. Gene Ontology annotation, cellular component: membrane. The record is from RefSeq and is a predicted model, not a curated record.
AUGCCCUCCUCGUCCAUGCUGACCUUCAUGGUGGUCUUUUUCCUGGAGUCCUUGGCCGCCAUGUUGCAGAAUGGAUUCAUGGCGGCUGUGCUGGGCCUGGAGUGGCUGCGGUGCCGGACACUGCCCACGGCCGACCUGAUCAUAGCCUGCCUGGCCGUGUCCCGCUUCUGCCUGCACGGGAUGGCCAUCUUGAAUGACCUGCUGGCCUUCUUUGAUUCCAAAAUGAACUAUUUCAAUGUUCCCUGGGACUUUAUCAACACCCUCACCUUCUGGCUGACGGCCUGGCUGGCCAUCUUCUACUGCGUGAAGAUCUCCUCCUUCUCUCACCCCAUCUUCUUCUGGCUCAAGUGGAGGAUUUCACGGUCAGUGCCCAGGCUGCUGCUGGGCUCCCUGAUGGUAUCUAGUCUGACCAUCAGCAACUCGGCCAUUGGGAACAGAAACCUCGCGUCCUUGAUGGCGUCCCACGGCGACCAUGGGAACACCACCCUGGCCGAUAGGAUAUGGACUUUCCAUCUCUGCUUCUUCCUUCCCAGUUUUAUGCUUCUGACAUCAAUUCCCUUCUCCCUGUUCCUGGUGUCCAUCCUCCUCCUCAUCUUCUCUCUGCACCGGCACCUGGGCCAGAUGAAGAGCCACGGGUCCUGCCAGCGUGAUCCCAGCACCCAGGCCCACAUUGCAGUCCUGAAGUCUCUCUCCUUCUUUCUCAUCUUUCACACCUCGUACUUCCUGUCCCUGAUUGUUGUGACAACGGGAAUCACCACCUUCCAGAAUCCCUGGCACUGGGCCUGGGAGGUGGUGACAUAUGCGGGCCUCUUUCUGCACUCCGGCACCCUGGUGCUCAGCACACCCAAGCUGAGGAAGGCCCUGAAGACCAGGCCGUGGAAGGCCCUGCUCAGGGGGUGA